Messenger RNA from Notothenia coriiceps (black rockcod), 3914 nucleotides. It is a transcript of the gene trim2a, whose product is annotated as tripartite motif containing 2a. The transcript has 12 exons. Gene Ontology annotation, molecular function: zinc ion binding; ubiquitin protein ligase activity; protein binding. Gene Ontology annotation, biological process: proteasome-mediated ubiquitin-dependent protein catabolic process; protein polyubiquitination. Lineage: Eukaryota; Metazoa; Chordata; Actinopteri; Perciformes; Nototheniidae. The record is from RefSeq and is a predicted model, not a curated record. The coding region runs from base 345 to 2591 and encodes 748 amino acids.
GAUGGGAGGAGGAGAGGAAGUGGAGAGGGAGAGUAAAAGAGGGAGGGGGAAGAGAUGAUGCAAAAAAACUGAAACGCAAUCUGAAUCAUCCCUCCUCAACUUCGUGUGUGCGCACUCCCAAAAACACACGCAGGAGCACACAUCCUGUUAGGCUGGUUGCUGCGACCUGGAGUAAAGCAUGGUUUCAUGUCAGCGCUGACGUGAAGGCAUGUUCAGAGCCUGGAGACACAUGGAGCCAGUGUUGCAUUCUGCGUAUUGGAGUGGAUGACGCCUGUUGAUCAGCGUGUGGAUGCAGCACUGGAGCUGGGUAAGAGGAAGAAGGACUUGUAUGUCAGAGUUGUAGGAUGGCCAGUGAAGCCUCCACUCUUCCCAGUCCUGUUGUCCGCCAGAUCGACAAGCAGUUCUUGAUCUGCAGCAUAUGUCUGGACCGCUACGAAAACCCCAAAGUACUGCCCUGCCUACACACCUUCUGUGAGAGGUGUCUUCAGAAUUACAUCCCGGCCCACAGCCUCACUCUGUCGUGCCCCGUGUGCCGCCAGACCUCCAUCCUGCCGGAGAAAGGUGUGGCGGCAUUACAGAAUAACUUCUUCAUCACCAACCUGAUGGACGUGCUGCAGCGAGCGCCGGACAGCUGCAGCCAGGAGGCCGCGGCUCUCAACGACAUCACCACUGUGGCUGCUGCACAACUGCUCUCCUGCCCCAACCAUGGAGGCAACGUCAUGGAGUUUUACUGUCCGCCUUGUGAGACGGCCAUGUGUCAGGAGUGUACGAGUGGGGAACAUGGAGAACACCCAACCGUGCCUCUUAAAGACGUGGUGGAGCAACACAAGGCAUCAUUACAGGACCAGCUAAACUCCGUCAAGAAGAGGUUGCCAGAGAUCGACUCCGCACUGCAGAUGCUGUCAGAGAUCCUGCAGCAGCUGACCAAUCAAAAGAGUUCUAUUGAGGACAACAUCCAUACUACCUUUGAUGAGUUGCAGAAGACUCUGAAUGUCCGCAAGAGCGUUUUACUGAUGGAGCUGGAGGUCAACUACGGCCUCAAGCAGAAGGUGCUCCAAGCCCAGCUGGACACUCUGCUGCAGGGCCAGGACGGCAUCAACAGCAGCUGUAACUUCACGGAGCAGGCGCUGAGCCACGGCACCGAGGCCGAGGUGCUGCUGGUGAAGAAGCAGAUGAGCGAGCGUCUCGUGGAGCUGGCCAGCCAGGAGCUUCCCCUGCAGCCCGGGGAGAACGACCAGCUGGACUUCAUCGUGGAGACGGAUGGGCUAAAGAAGUCCAUCCACAACAUGGGCACCAUUUUGACGACAAAUGCAGUGGCCUCUGAGACUGUGGCGACAGGUGAAGGGUUACGCCACUGUGUUGUAGACGUCCCCACCUCCAUCACCAUCACCACUAAGGACAAAGACGGAGAGCUGUGUAAGAUGGGCAACGCCGUCAUCACUGCUGAAAUGUCCUCAGCUGAUGGAAGCAAAGGUGAAGGGGAGAUACUGGACAACAAAAAUGGCACUUAUGAGUACCUGUUCUCAGCCCCUAAAGAGGGGACUUUUAAUCUAUCACUGCGUUUGUACGACCAACACAUUAAAGGGAGCCCCUUUAAAAUAAAGGCCACCAAAUCCGUUGAUGUAUCGCAAAGUUCAGACAGCAUGAAGAAGAGGCUGAAGUCUCCGGGCAGCAGCCACAUCAAGCAGAAGGCCAUCAAGAGGCCGGCCAGUAUGUACAGCACGGGGCGGAGGAAAGAAAACCCCAUCGAGGACGACCUCAUCUUCAGAAUAGGCACAAAAGGAAGAAACAAAGGGGAGUUCACUAACCUGCAGGGAGUGUCUACCUCUGCUCUGGGGAAGGUGCUGAUAGCAGACAGCAACAACCAGUGUGUGCAGAUUUUCACAAAUGACGGCCAGUUCAAAAGUCGUUUUGGUAUCCGCGGCCGGACUCCGGGUCAACUGCAGCGACCGACAGGAGUGGCCAUCCACCCGAACGGUGACAUCAUCAUCGCAGACUACGACAACAAAUGGGUCAGCAUCUUUUCAAGUGAAGGCAAGUUCAAGAGCAAGAUUGGCUCGGGGAAGCUGAUGGGCCCUAAAGGCGUGUCGGUGGACAGGAACGGUCACAUCAUCGUGGUCGACAACAAGGCCUGCUGCAUCUUCAUCUUUCAGGUCAACGGCAAGCUGGUCACAAAGUUCGGUAACCGUGGCAAUGGUGACCGGCAGUUUGCAGGUACACUCAACGGGCCACACUUUGCUGCUGUCAACAAUAAAAAUGAAAUCAUUGUGACAGAUUUCCACAACCACUCAGUCAAGGUGUUCAACACUGAAGGAGAGUUCUUGCUGAAGUUUGGUUCUAAUGGUGAGGGCAACGGCCAGUUCAACGCCCCCACAGGAGUGGCAGUGGAUGUCAAUGGAAACAUCAUCGUGGCAGACUGGGGCAACAGCAGGAUACAGGUGUUUGACGGCAGCGGUUCCUUCCUGUCUUACAUCAACACCUCAGCCGACCCUCUGUACGGUCCUCAGGGACUCGCUCUCACCUCUGAUGGACAUGUUGUGGUUGCAGAUUCGGGCAACCACUGCUUCAAAGUCUACCGCUACCUGCAGUAGCCUUCCUCUCUCAGCGCACAAAACUGUACAGUGUACAUAAACACACAGGCACUCAUUCGUGUGGAGCGACUGGCAGAUUUGCACUUACCCAUUCAUCUCUGAAUCAUGCUGUCGUUGUGCCAUCUGUGUGACGUGACAUCCUGUUUGACCUCCAACGCUGAAGAAACAGAAUUGUUUGUGAGAGGAUCCAAAAUAUUCACAGAUGUCUGCUACUGAUUGAUGCUUUGAGGGGUCAUCCAUAAUCUUUUUCACAUUCCAUCUUCAUAAAGAUACAACAUUUUAGUAUUUUAUGUUAGACCUUUGAUUUGCUGUGAUAUGGCAGAAAAACUGGAAAAUAAUGCAAUUGCACUCAGUCUUAAACAUACUGGUUGGACACUGUGUUUAGUACAAUUGAAAUUAAAGUAAAUGUGUAUUUUAGUCAUCAGAAAAUGGGAAUUUUAUUUAUAGUGGUGUUCUGUCUAAUGCUCUUAACAGUCCUCACAUUUUGCCUGUUAGCUAUAAAGGAGAAAUAUUUCACCUACUGUAGGUAGAAGGGUAUUUAAAGCAUGAUUAGACAUCGUUGAGCAUGCUGCUUUUACUAAUAAACACCAGAAGAGCUAAUGUGCACAAUAUAUUCAUAUGUUACAAGCUGGCAACACAAUCACCUAAACAAACUUUGAAUGGAAUCAUUGUUUCAAUUGUAAUACUUUAUUGAUGUGUGAAAAUUAAGUCAAUGUAAUUUGUCAUCACUUAAAACACACGUGUGGUUAUUACAGUAUGCUGGUAACAAAGACACAUACAGUACUAUAGUGUGUUUGUGUGAUUGUGUUGUGAUCAGUUAAGGUAUAAAACAAAAGCCACUUGACAUGUUGACUUACAAAUAUGCUGUGAUUAUGUGCAAACAUCAUUUUGUUUAUUGCGGAAUUUGAGUAAAUAACAAAACAUGUUUAGAUAGACUCAGUCCUCAGAUGCAUCAAUGUAAAGGUUUGCUCAUCAUGUUGCAAUAGGCAGCUUUAAUUAAACAUUAAAACAUCAUUAAGCAGGGCUGCGAUCAUCUCACUCCUAUCCAUGUUCUCUCAUGUCUUACAAACAUUUCUAAAACCACUAACAUGUUGUAGUAAAAACAAUUUGAUCCUCAAAAAAGGAUGUAAUAUGUAUUCCAACAGUUUUGGUGUAUGUUGUACAAAAUGCACUGUGCUCCUAUAGCCCUAGCACGGUUUUCAGUACUUGUUAUCCUGAAUUUGGUCAUCCAUUUUCUACAAAAUCCUGUUAAAUUAUUUGUUGUCAUUUUGUCUUGUUUUUAUUUGUAAUGCCAAAUGGAAUUAAAGUGCCCAUAAGAAAUAA